AUGAAAAAACUGGCCUACAGUACCUCCAUUCUGCCAGCUACUUCGCUCUUCUUCUCCUCUGCUUCUUCUCCUUCUCUGUCAUACGCACAGUCCUCAAUGCCUAGCUCCCGCUCGGCGGAGCUCAACGUGGGCGGAGUCAAACGUUUGACUCCGCCCACGUUGAGCUCCGCCCCGAUCUGCGGACUGCAGUCAGGGGCUACUCGCCACACUCACACGGAGUUUUACCUCACCCGACUCGACGUUGAACCUCUCCUCUGCGCAUGCGCGGGUGUAGCGGUCCAGCAGCCUUCAGCUUUGAUCCAAACGGCGCCUUUUCUCCGCGUUUACCCUGAAAUAAGCCGCUUCAUCACGAGCCUCUAUGACCCAGCCAACAUCACAGCCACACGGGAAGCAGUCACACUACACUCGAGGUGA
Knipowitschia caucasica is the source of this 414-nucleotide messenger RNA. The record is from the annotation of a GenBank genome assembly. Lineage: Eukaryota; Metazoa; Chordata; Actinopteri; Gobiiformes; Gobiidae.